UUGUUGUGUUGAUUUAUUUUCUUCUUGAUCCACUUUCUAUUCUUUGCCACUGUUGUAUUCUGUUUAUAAGUAUUACAUAUUUAUAAAAAAUGGAUACAAAUCUCGCGGAACUCCGUAAGCAAUGCAUGACGAGUCUCUACCUCUGUUCGGACAAUAUCACCAAAUACCUGGAUGAGGAGAAAGAAGAGGAAUUCACGAAGCUGAAGUCCUAUGUAGAGGACUAUUGCAUGUUGGAAGCACAGGAGGAUGUAGCUAAGCAGGCUUUGGCUAAGGCAGAAGAAGAAACAGAUGCGUCAAAUGUGGACUCGCUCCAAGAUAAAUUUAGCCAAUACCUCAUCAGCUUGGCGAACAAGAGGCUCAAUGUAGCUAAGCACCCGUAUAUGCUGGAAAUGACCAAGAGAAUACAGCGAGGCAUGAAGGAAACUAGGAAUAACUUAGAAGAAUCUGACUUAGCUAUCACUGAAUCUGACAAUAGAAUGAUUGAUCCAAUUACGAAGAAGCCAAUAGAGGAUCCGGUACGGAACAGCCUGUGUAACCACGUGUACGAGCGAGCCUCCAUCAUGGAGAUACUGAAGGUCAAUCGGAGGACCAAGUGCCCAGUGGUGGGGUGCGGCAACAAGCAGGCGGUGGACGUCAGCCACCUGGUUUCCGACGAGGAACUGAUGUUCCGGCUCACACUGAACGCUCACUCCACUAUGAUACAGGGCUCCGAUCCUCUCGCUUUGGACGAUACUUUAUAAUCAUACCUGCAUUAAUAGAUAGAAGUCCUAUAAUAUUUACUAUAGCAGCAGUUCUCGAAAAGUUUGCACAAAUGUUAAGGAAAAAGUUAAAUUUGUUUUUAAUAUUCCUAUUUUGUUACCAAGAUAUUUUUGAUGAAUCGAAAUUUUAGUGUUUUAUUUCGUCAUUAAGGUUCUCUAGUAUCUAUAUUUUCUUAAUUAUAACAAUUAUCCUGUAUAUAUCUUACGAAAGUCGACUUAUAUUACUAAAUGUUGGUAACAAAUUAGGAUUUGCUGACGUGACUAUGUACCAUAGAGGAAUAAGUAAAGGAAGAGUUGUAACCCCAUACAUCAGUAAAUGCAAGUUAUUUGUAGUGACAUCUAGCUCAUCCACGCAUCAAUCACGCAUCAACUAGCGUAAAUUAUCAGUACUGCUACUUGUCAAUAGAUGUCGCGACGAACAAGAAGUCUAAUGCUCAACAAUUUUUAGCUAAUAUUACAAUAGUAUUAAUCAGUACUCUGUUUUCAAUUCCUUCUGUUUGAAAUAUAAGUUAUAAAGUGUUUUGAUAUUGCAUUUUUGGCAACGCAGCGCUGGUGGCACCUGGUAUCGAGUAGUAGUACUGAUAAUUUACGCUAUUUGACGCAUGAUUGACGUGCGAUUGUCGCUAGAUGUCACUUCAAAUAACUUGCAUUUACUGAUGUAUGGAGUUACAACUCUUCCCUUACAUAUUCCUCUAUGCUAUGUACAAAGGAUUCGGGAACUGAACUGCUCAUAGAUAGACCAUAGAGGAAUGUAAGGAGUUGUACCUCCAUACAUCAGUAAAUGCAAGUUAUUGGUAGUGACAUCUAGCGUCAAUCACGCGUCAAUCACUUGUCAAAUAGCGUAAAUUAUCAGUGCCACUACUCGACACUAGGUGCCAACAGUGUCGCGUCUGCCAAAAAUGUAAUAUUAAAACAGGAAUUGGAAACAGAGUACUGAUUAAUACUACUGUAAUAUUAGCUAAGGAGACCAAGACCCACAAAGGUAUUGUAGCGCCACAGGAACGAACGAACGAAUAUAGGGACCGUGCGCGUUGGAGAGUCUGCCAUCUAGUGGCUAUAAUGGGAAACCAAAUACUAUCAACCUGUCACUUUGCUUUGUCACGGAAAUAUUUUGUAUUCAUAAUAUUUGCUAAAAUAGGGAAUAAUAGGACGUUAAAAUGAAUUGUUGUGUGUCCUAGCACAAUGCGGGGCAACCAGCAUAAAGUGAAAAAUAUAAAAUUUUAUAGCAUUCCAGCUGAAAGCACUUUCGUACCUUGGACUCGUGAAAAGCGAAAUUUAUGGAUAAAUGCAAUAAAGAAACAUGCGUAAGUAUGAUCAAUACUUGAAUUAUAACGCUUAUAUUUGAAUUGUGAUAAUCAUCAUUAGUAAACAAUAAAACAAUAGAUACAGGCUUCAAGCAUCUCCAGGUUUCAAAGCAUACGAGGUAAAGUUUCUGGCGGGAUGAUUAAGAACUGCCGUCGGUUGCAGUCGCAAAUACAGUUCUGUUAUUACUGUUAACAAUAACAUACUUACUGUAAUUUGGGCUUCAUAAACAUUAGAAAUCCUCGUUUGGGCUACGAUUCAUCCACUAAUUUUGGAUGUUUUGUCGACGUUGAUUUUCUCAGUCACAUCUAAAACGUGGCCCGCCUGAAAUAAUUUGAGCCCUUUGACGUUGUUCUGACCGCGCUCGAUGUCGCUCUUCAUGGGAACAAAGCCGUACUUUAUUAUUUUAAUCAUAAUUUUAUUACCUCUAUUUACUCAUGUUUUUCAGUUUGUAAUACGUGACCGCAGUUUGACAGAUAAGUUUUUGCUUUUCAUUUUAUCCGCGCAGUGUCGCUUUAGUCGGCCAGUGCUGCUCUCUAUAGUUCUUUCACGUUCUCUAUUAGUUAAAAAUUGUUGAGCAUUAGACUUUUUGUUCGUCGCGACAUCUAUUGACGAGUAGCAGUACUGAUAAUUUACGCUAGUUGACGCGUGAAUGACGCUAGAUGUCACUACAAAUAACUUUUAUUUAUUGAUGUAUGGAGUUACAAAUCUUUCCAUACUUGUACCUCUAUGCUAUAAGCUGAGUUUAGACGUGCAAGUUAUUGCUGCAACUUUCGAUUUGGUUUCGAUUGGUCUAAACUCAGCUAUAGACGGUCAACCAAAUCUUGGCACUAAAAUGGCGGCAAAUUUAAAAAAGGUAGGGCUCAUCGGCCAAUCGACUUCACAAAGUUGACGGAAUCAUCAAUCAUCUGUGUAAGGAUGUCCUAUAAUUUUUAUUUAAUAUCACUUACAAACACUUACAAAUUGAUUGAAAAUGUAGAGGCGAAGGUAUAC
This is a messenger RNA of Leguminivora glycinivorella, 3053 nucleotides long. RefSeq names its product E3 SUMO-protein ligase NSE2-like. The record is from RefSeq and is a predicted model, not a curated record. The transcript has 5 exons. Gene Ontology annotation, cellular component: Smc5-Smc6 complex; nucleus. The coding region runs from base 90 to 740 and encodes 216 amino acids. Lineage: Eukaryota; Metazoa; Arthropoda; Insecta; Lepidoptera; Tortricidae. Gene Ontology annotation, biological process: double-strand break repair via homologous recombination; protein sumoylation. Gene Ontology annotation, molecular function: zinc ion binding; SUMO ligase activity.